Trichoderma virens Gv29-8 is the source of this 318-nucleotide messenger RNA. RefSeq lists its product as uncharacterized. The record is from RefSeq and is a predicted model, not a curated record. The transcript has a single exon. Bases 1 to 318 code for a protein of 105 amino acids. NCBI's taxonomy places the organism in Eukaryota, Fungi, Ascomycota, Sordariomycetes, Hypocreales, Hypocreaceae.
AUGGUGCCUUGUACAUCAUCAACGACUGGUGUCACGAUCGAUGCUCUUCUCGCAGAACAGACGCUUAAAAUUCAUGUCAUUCUAGGCCUGGCUCGAAAUCCAGAGUCUAAUGCAGACAAGAAACUAUCCGACCGAGGCGUGGCAUUAGUCAAAGGCGACUUGGAAGACGCUACAAGCGUUUUUCGGUCGGCCAAGCAAGCUCUUGGAGGUGCUCAGUCAGUCUGGGAAGUCUUUGCAGUGCAAACUGCCUUCGGUCUUGGAGCGUUGGACGUAUCCGAAAGGCGCCAGGGAAUGGCAUUAGUAGAAGCGGCAGAAUAG